CCUGAGGAGGAGCCGCCACGUCCGGGAGAAGCCGGCGGCGGGCAGCCACCACAGUUAGCACGUGAGGCCGCGGGCGCCGAGGGGCCGGAGACCAGAUAAAGAAUAAGACUACCAAAGGAAAUAUGGAAGCUGAGACUUAUUUGGACAUACUCCUGGAGUACAUUAAGAAGCAACUAGACAAUGUUCCUGUUGUAAAGAUUGCUUUGCUCUCAAUUGUUUCGAUUUGUCAAGAAAACAGUAAUGCGAGUGUUUAUUUUCAAGAUAUUGGCGGUUUGAAGUUGGUACGUAAUCUUGCAAGGUCAGAUGCGCCCAACAUGUUAAAAGAAUUUGCCCUGCAUGCAUUAGGAGCUCUAGCCAAUUCUAAUGUUCUCUGUCAGCAAAGUCUCUGUACUCCUGAAUUGUUUGAUGAACUGAUGACGUUCAUAGUUGAUGAGAAGACCAGCGUGAAUUCGCAGACAGUAUCUAUCUCUGUUCUAUUGAACCUGGUUUCCAAGAACAGUGCCGGACAAAUGCUUUUGAGAGAAACAGGCUGUAUCCCUGUUCUGCAAAAGUUAUUCAGAGAAACUCUCACAAAAUCUGAAAUUGAUUUCUUCAAUGCAAGUUUGAAAGAGAAAUAUUUCCUGUGGAACGCUGUGUGCAAUACUCUGGCUGCAGCUGUCAAUAAUCCUCAAAAUAAGGAAAAUCAGACAAUUUGCUCUUCCAUCUUGCCGCAUGUACAGACUUUGUUAGAAGCACGUAUACAGGCUGAGAUAAUUCAUCCUCUUUGCCUAUUGAUUGGACUCACAGUGGCAGGAAACACACCGGUUAAGGAAUUCUUCAUAUCUAUGGGUGGAUUGGAUGUUUUGGCUGACAUUUUUACCAACCUGGCCGAAGAUUCACGUCAGAAUAUGCCUAGUGCUAAAAUGGCAGUAUCGGUGACGUGUGUCAUGGGUCUCUGCAUUGCCCAGAACCCUCCUGGUAGUAUAAUUCUAGCGAAGCAUCAAGUUGUGCCCAAACUUUUGAACUUCCUGUUUCUGGCGAAUCUGAAUUCUGACGAAAAAACGAGUGUUCUGGUUACCCUUAGGCGUUGCAUAGAGUCGUGUGAGCAAAAUCUGAUUCUCCUGCUCAAGAACAACGGCCUCAAACUUAUUAUAGACUCCUUUUCUGCAUCUCAUAAUGAAAUUGUAGGCAUCAUUGUUUCUGUUGUCCUGCAGAACUGUACGAUUUGGGCUGAGCAGUUCCUUGAUAAACUUCUUGCGUAUGUUUCAAAUGAGGUUUCUGAAAUGGAAAAUCAAGGAAGAGCUCUUGGCCACUUGAAGAAAACUAAAGAAACCUUGACUAAAGAACAGUUUAAAAGAGAAGAAGAUGAGGAACAAGGCCCUAAAACAGAAAGUGUGGUUGGAGAUUCCUUGCAGAAAGACAGUGACCAAGAAAAGGCUCUUCCAAAGCAAUGUUCUGAGUUAGGUGCUCAGAUUUACCACCCAUCUGCAAACGAUGAGCUAGAGAGUCAAUUAGAGAGUCCUGGAGGAGUUGUCACAGCUCCGGAAGACGAAAGGAGAGCACAGCAGCCACCAAAGGAAGAACAACACUAGAAUCCCUACGAAGGUGCAGAAGAAAAAGUAGCCUCCAUUUUGACUCCAGUAAAGAA
Tachyglossus aculeatus (Australian echidna) is the source of this 1627-nucleotide messenger RNA. Its product is annotated as telomere repeats-binding bouquet formation protein 1-like. The coding region runs from base 123 to 1571 and encodes 482 amino acids. The transcript has 15 exons. Lineage: Eukaryota; Metazoa; Chordata; Mammalia; Monotremata; Tachyglossidae. The record is from RefSeq and is a predicted model, not a curated record. Gene Ontology annotation, biological process: homologous chromosome pairing at meiosis; meiotic attachment of telomere to nuclear envelope.